AUGGGCUGGCCUCUAAUUGGCGAGACCUUUCAUUUCUACUCCCAAGAUCUAACCUUUUUCUUUAGAAAACAAAAAAGGUACGGGGAGAUAUUCAAGACUCACAUUCAUGGGUGUCCCUGUGUGAUGUUGACCACUCCUGAGGCAGCUCGCUUCGUGCUCGUCACACAGGCUCAUCUCUUCAAACCCACAUACCCACAAAGCAAAGAGCGUCUCAUCGGACCAUCGGCUUUGUUUUUCCACCAAAGUGAAACCCAUUUGCGCCUUCGUAAGCUAAUCCAAAGCUCCCUCUCACCGGACCCUGUUCGGACCUUGGUCCCUCACAUCCACGCCCUCGCUAUCUCUACAUUGCCCUCGUGGCUCAAUGGCCAUCUCAUCAAUACUCUCCAUCAAAUGAAGAAGUUCUCUUUUGAAGUCGGAAUUCUGGUAAUUUUCGGGCAUUUGGAGAACGCCAAUUACAGAGACGAACUAUUGAAGAACUAUUCCAUAGUGAACAAAGGCUACAAUUCUUUCCCCACCAACUUUCCCGGAAGCAUUUACAAAAAAGCACUUAAAGCAAGAAACAGACUGGGAGAGAUCAUAAACUGUAUAAUCUCAGAGAAAAGGGAGCAGAGAAAGGAAUUAGAGGAGAAGAAUCUGUUGGCGUGUCUCCUAAAAUGGAGAGAUGCAAAAGGAGAAAGCUUAAGCGACGACCAGAUCGCCGACAACAUCAUCGGAGUCCUGUUUGCGGCUCAGGACACCACCGCCAGUGUUCUCACUUGGGUCGUUAAAUAUCUCCACGAUAAUGACAAAAUUCUAGAAGCAGUCAAGGUGGAACAAAGGGCAAUUGAAGAAGCCAUUAAUGAGGGGAGCCGAGCAAUGAGCUGGGCAGACACACGAAACAUGCCAUUUACCAACAAGGUCGUGUUGGAGAGCUUGAGAAUGGCGACUGUUAUAUCUUUCUCGUUUAGAGAAGCGGUGACCGACGUUGAAUACAAUGGAUAUUUAAUUCCAAAGGGUUGGAAAGUAAUGCCUUUGUUCAGGAAUAUUCAUCACAAUCCUGACUACUUUCUUCACCCUCACAAAUUUGAUCCCUCGAGAUUUGAGGUUGCUCCAAGGCCCAAUACAUUCAUUCCAUUUGGCAGUGGGGUCCAUGCCUGCCCUGGUAAUGACCUUGCCAAGCUUGAAAUCUUGAUCAUGAUCCACCAUUUAGUCACCAAAUUCAGGUGGGAAUUGGCAGGACAGAAAGAUGGGAUUGAGCAUGGCCCAUUUCCAGUUCCUAGGGAUGGGCUUCCUAUCAUACUCUGGAGAUUAUCAAACUGA
Cucurbita maxima (winter squash) is the source of this 1299-nucleotide messenger RNA. Its product is annotated as abscisic acid 8'-hydroxylase 3-like. Gene Ontology annotation, molecular function: heme binding; iron ion binding; (+)-abscisic acid 8'-hydroxylase activity. Gene Ontology annotation, biological process: sterol metabolic process. The transcript has 8 exons. Bases 1 to 1299 code for a protein of 432 amino acids. NCBI's taxonomy places the organism in Eukaryota, Viridiplantae, Streptophyta, Magnoliopsida, Cucurbitales, Cucurbitaceae. The record is from RefSeq and is a predicted model, not a curated record.